AUGUCAGUGGCUGCCAGUUAUGCCUUAAGCAGGGUCGGCUGCCCCCAUUUCAUGGCCCCCGAAGUGAUAGAGAGACGGCAAUACGGUAAACCAGUCGACAUUUGGGCAGCGGGUAUCCUCCUGCACGUCAUUCUUUCCGGUACUCUUCCAUUCCACGGCAGCGGACGGAGGUUGAACGAGGCGUUGUGCAGAGGAAAAUUACAUUUAGAUUCAGCGCCUCAAUGGCAGUUCAUUAGUGAUAGCGCCAAAGAUUUAGUGCAACAAAUGUUGAACGUGGACCCAAAACAAAGGAUCACCAUACAGGAAAUUUUGAAUCAUCGAUGGCUGAGGGAUCGAGACAAGGGACUGCGGAUCCAUUUGGGUGACACCAUAGAGGAAUUGAAAAAGUUCAAUGCCCGAAGGAAAUUGAAAAGCUGCAUACUGGCGGCUGUCAACUCUUGCAAAUGGUAUCCCUAUGACGACACCAAUGCCGAUACCUUUUCGGAUUUCGGGGAUGAUGAGGUGUCCUCUUGCGCUGUUUCAACAAUCCUUGAUUCCCUAGAUGACAUAUACUGCCUUCAAGACGAAGCUCAACCUCAAGAAAAGGCACACCUUCUAGCCCUGUUGGAAGAUACACGCCUUCAUCUGUUCGACCGCAUCUCUAGUCGUAUGUCGACGCCGGUGCGUGCUCCAACAAUCGACGCCGUUCAGAGCGCUCGCGACGCCGCCGACGCAUUGCGCGAGCUCGAGCACCGUCGCGACGCUGAUCGCAGGGAGCUGCAGGAGCUGCGGGAUCUUUUGUGCCGGCCGCACUUCAAGCGCAACAUCUUCCGCCGCCUUUGCGUAGGUGGCGCCGCCGUCCCGACGCUCCUCUCCCGGAUCCUGACAGCGCGCAGUUCCCGCAGUCCGGCGUGCGGGCAAAGGCCCGGAAUCCGGAGUCUGCGACGCGCCCGGAUCUCUCGCCGGCUCUCGGUGGUGGCGUCUCGCGGCGGUCGAAAGGCGAACUAA
Molecule: messenger RNA, 987 nt
Organism: Phaedon cochleariae (mustard beetle)
Lineage: Eukaryota; Metazoa; Arthropoda; Insecta; Coleoptera; Chrysomelidae
Source: the annotation of a GenBank genome assembly